ACGUGCGCGCGGCCCUGGGGCCGGUUGGUCCGCAGGCAGGGGAGGAACCGGGCACUCCCCAGGCCAGGCUGGGAUCGGGCUGGGGUCGGCGGCUCACGGAAGUCGGAGGAAAGAACCCGGAGCGGAGUAAACGCGCGGUGGCCCGGGGCGCUUGCCCAGGGAGUCCCGCCGAUCCCGGGCCCGGUGCUCGGGAGCGGCGCCCGAGGGGUCUGCGGCGGGGGCGGCGCCCGGUCCGGCCAUGAGCUCUCCGCCGCCCACCCGCAGGGGCUUUUACAGCCAGGAGGUGACCAAGACUACCUGGGAGGUGCGCGUGGUGUACCAGGACCUGCAGCCCGUGGGCUCGGGCGCCUAUGGCGCCGUCUGCUCGGCCGUGGACAGCCGCACAGGCGCCAAAGUGGCCAUCAAGAAGCUGUACCGGCCCUUCCAGUCGGAGCUGUUCGCCAAGCGCGCCUACAGGGAGCUGCGUCUCCUCAAGCACAUGCGCCACGAGAACGUGAUCGGGCUGCUGGAUGUGUUUACUCCCGAUGAGACCCUGGAUGAUUUCACAGACUUCUACCUGGUCAUGCCUUUCAUGGGCACCGACCUGGGCAAGCUCAUGAAGCACGAGAAGCUGAGUGAGGACCGAAUCCAGUUCCUCGUCUACCAGAUGCUGAAGGGGCUGAAGUACAUCCACGCUGCUGGCAUCAUCCACAGGGACCUGAAGCCUGGCAACCUGGCCGUCAAUGAGGACUGCGAGCUGAAGGCUGGUCCACCCACUCCCGGGGGCACCUUUGCCCCACCUUCCUCAUUCUGGCUUCAGAUCCUGGACUUCGGCCUGGCCCGGCAGGCAGACAGCGAGAUGACUGGAUAUGUGAUGACCCGGUGGUACCGGGCUCCUGAGGUCAUCUUGAAUUGGAUGCACUACACACAGACUGUGGACAUCUGGUCGGCGGGCUGCAUCAUGGCCGAGAUGAUCACAGGGAAGAUUCUGUUCAAGGGCAAUGACCACCUGGACCAGCUGAAAGAGAUCUUGAAGGUGACAGGGACGCCUCCCGAUGAAUUUGUGCAGAGGCUGCAGAGUGCCGAUGCGAAAAACUACAUGAAGGGCCUGCCUGAGUUGGAGAAGAAGGAUUUUGCCUCCAUCCUGACCAAUGCAAGCCCUCUGGCCUUGAACCUCCUGGAGAAAAUGCUGGUGCUGGAUGCAGACCAGCGGGUGACUGCGGCCGAGGCGCUGACACACCCCUACUUCGAGUCACUGCAGGACACGGAGGAUGAGCCCAAGGCCCAUAAGUACGACGAGUCCUGCGAUGAUGUGGACCGCACGCUGGAGGAGUGGAAGCGUGUCACGUAUAAAGAGGUGCUCAGCUUCAAGCCUCCCCGGCAGCUGGGGGCCAGGGCCUCCAAGGAGACGGCCCUCUGAAGACCCCUGGGCCCUGAGGGAGUGGAGGGGACCCUGGCUGGGGCUUCCACCUGAAAGGGGGGAUCCUGGUUACCACUGUGACCUUGGCUGGGGCUUGCUUCCCAGGAGACACCUCGUUGCAUGGACCCCCUCCUACGAGCCUGUGCGCCUGCCCUUAGGCCCCCACUUCAGCCUAACGUUGUAGGAGCAUUUGGACUUUCUGGACAGGACACCCACCUGCCUGGGGCUGGUCUCUGAGCCCCUGAGAAGCCUCAGGUCUGAGGGUGGGUGGGGCUUGGGAUCAAGGCCUGGCUUCUGACCCUGCUUGCUCUGGACAGAGCUGUGGCCAGCUCAUGUGGCUGAGAAGGAAGGACAGGGAGGGCGCCAGGCUCCGACUUGGGAAAUCUCUCCUGGGAGGCACUGGUGUGGACGCCUUGGGCACCCACAGCCUGGAAUGUAAAUUGCCCACAUUGCUGGGAGGAAAUAAACCCUUUGUAGAGCUCC
Molecule: messenger RNA, 1882 nt
Organism: Hipposideros armiger (great roundleaf bat)
Lineage: Eukaryota; Metazoa; Chordata; Mammalia; Chiroptera; Hipposideridae
Gene: MAPK12
Product: mitogen-activated protein kinase 12
Exons: 12
Coding region: 239-1399 (386 amino acids)
Biological process (GO): protein phosphorylation; MAPK cascade
Molecular function (GO): ATP binding; MAP kinase activity
Source: RefSeq, a predicted model, not a curated record